AUGCGUCCCCGAGGCCCCUGGGCUGCCGGCCCGGCAGCUCUGCUGCUCCUCGCCAGCGUCCUCGCCUCUGACACGCUGCUCAGCGCCCGGGGACGGAAGAAGGUGGUCCAUGUUAUGGAGGGUGACAGCGGGGCCGUGGUGGUGCAAACGGCCCCGGGGAAGGUGGUGACGCACCGGGGCGGCACCAUCAUCCUGCCCUGCCGCUACCACUACGAUGUGUCCGCCCACGACCCGGCCGAGAUCCGCCUCAAGUGGACCAAGGUGACGGAGCCGAUGGCCUUCGUGGACGUCUUCGUGGCGCUGGGGAAGGCGCGGCGGGCGUUCGGCAGCUACCGCGGCCGGACGGCUCUGCAGGAGGAUGGCUUCGGCGACGCCUCGCUCAUCAUCCGCAACGUCACCCUGCAAGACUACGGCCGCUACGAGUGCGAGGUCACCAACGAGCUCGAGGAUGACACUGGCAUGGUCAAGCUGGACCUCGAAGGCGUGAUCUUCCCCUACCACCCGCGCCUGGGUCGCUACAGCCUGAACUUCCACGAGGCGCAGCAGGCGUGCCUGGAGCAGGACGGCAUCCUGGCCUCGCACGACCAGCUGCACCAGGCCUGGCUGGAGGGCAUGGACUGGUGCAACGCCGGCUGGCUGGAGGACGGCUCGGUGCAGUACCCCAUCUCCCGGCCGCGGGAGGAGUGCGGCCGCAAGGACACGCCGGUGGGGGUACGCAACUACGGCUACCGGCACAAGGAGAGCGAGCACUACGACGCUUUCUGCUUCACCUCCAACCUCAACGGCAAAGUCUACUUCUUGAAGACGUACCGCAAGCUGAGCUACGCCGAGGCGGUGCAGGCCUGCAAGAACAACGGGGCGGCCGUGGCCAAGGUGGGCCAGCUCUACGCCGCCUGGAAGAUCCAGCUGCUGGACCGCUGCGAGGCCGGCUGGCUGGAGGACGGCAGCAUCCGCUACCCCAUCGUCAACCCCCGGGCACGCUGCGGGGGCCAGGAGCCCGGCGUGCGCAACCUGGGCUUCCCGGACAAGAAGUACAAGCUUUUUGGGGUUUAUUGCUUCAAAAAGGCUGGCGAGGCUGCCCCGGAGAAGGAGCUGGCUGGGGGGCACCCAAAUCGUGUGUGAGGCUCAUGGUCACCAGGAGCACCCCCAGACUUGGCCGGGGACGCCCUCCGUGUGCUGGGCUCCCCGGCAUCGCUGCCUCCUGGGAUGCGGUGGCGCGGGGAGCUGCGGGCAGCCCCUGCGUUGGACUGGGAAAGAGGUGCCCGUGCGACGCCGGUGCGGCUGCUGCAUCGCAGGCUGCGGGCAAAGCCCGGUGAUGCUUGGGGAAACUGAGGCAGCGGGAGGGGAGCGACUUCAGUAGCCCAGCCAGGAGCCUGCGCGCAGAUCCAGGGCCGGCUCCCCAGCUCAUUGCAGUUCUUGCUUAUCAAUCAGCAUAUUGCAUGUGCUAAAGGCCCAGCCGGAGCAAAGCAGGCUUCAGCCCCUGAUGUCCUCGUCCUCAUGCCCAGGGUCCCCCGCACCGCCCCGUCCCUGGGGCCACGCAGCACUGAAGCCCCCAGGAGAUGCCACGGCAUCACGGGACCGGCAGGUCUCUGCAGGGGGGGGCUGACGUGCCACAGGCUCCCCCCAGUCCCCAAAAUCCCAUCUUGGCACUGGGCAAGGACUGGGGGCACUGGGCUUGGCUUCGUGCAACGAGGGCAGCC
Messenger RNA from Gavia stellata (red-throated loon), 1700 nucleotides. RefSeq names its product hyaluronan and proteoglycan link protein 4 (gene HAPLN4). The coding region runs from base 1 to 1122 and encodes 373 amino acids. NCBI's taxonomy places the organism in Eukaryota, Metazoa, Chordata, Aves, Gaviiformes, Gaviidae. The transcript has 4 exons. Gene Ontology annotation, molecular function: hyaluronic acid binding. Gene Ontology annotation, biological process: cell adhesion. The record is from RefSeq and is a predicted model, not a curated record.